AUCUGUGUGCUUUGUUUUUUGUGUCAAGAUUAACAAAAAACCCAUUAUUUAUUAUGACAUAUUAUUGGGUUUUUUUUGUUGUUGUGAAUAUUUACUUAUCCUUGAGGUUGGUUGAAGUUAAGAUCAUAGAUGGAAAACCAAGAGGGAGGUCAGGGAGCAGGGCAAAAGACAUGCAUCUUCAGCAAGAAGCCCAUUUACCCAGAGGAUAAGAAGGCUGUCGAGUUCGAACUUGCUCUAUUGGAUAGUGAUGGCCAUUGCACUGGGGAAAGCAUCCCGGUUCGCAUUUGUGCAUCCAUCCGAAAUAAGGGUAAAGCCGACUCCAGGUUUGAUGUUUUUAUGAUUGUGAAGCAAGUGAGUGAUGGUCUUUGCAUUGGAAGACACUUUGACAAAUACUAUGAUCAGAUGAAACUUGAGAUGCAAGAGCCGAGGAAGGAAUACAAGGCAAGUGAAAUGAGCGGAGGGAAAAAAUGCAGCAACAACAACAGAGUAGAAUCCCACAUAAGUAGGGUCGAGGGAGGAGCGAAAAAAAGCAACGCGAAGAAGAAGAAAAAUGGGAAGAAGACGUAAUUUCUCCCAACUACUCGUCAAGAGGAUCAUUUGAAUGUCAUGUCCAUUCUGCUUAUGGGCCUAUUUGGGAAUAACGUUAGCGAUUACAUUAGCCUUUUGAAAAGCUCACAAAAAUCAAAUUGGACAAAUACACCGUGAGACGGAGAGAGCAGUCGUUAUAUACAUUUCCUUGGGUCAUGUUUCCACGUCCCCCAAACCCUUUGUCUCACUAUUACAUUAUAUACAUUCAUUGGGCAUCUCCCCAAAUGGGCUGAUUUAAUUCGUCACGGGUCAACUGACGAAAAUGAGGCACGCGGCCCAAAUCCCUAGUAAGCAUAUCAUCUGCAACCGCAUGAAUAAAUUCCAAAAUUAUUG
Messenger RNA from Cuscuta campestris, 921 nucleotides. NCBI's taxonomy places the organism in Eukaryota, Viridiplantae, Streptophyta, Magnoliopsida, Solanales, Convolvulaceae. The record is from the annotation of a GenBank genome assembly.